Cottoperca gobio is the source of this 2702-nucleotide messenger RNA. It is a transcript of the gene tmem200a, whose product is annotated as transmembrane protein 200A. NCBI's taxonomy places the organism in Eukaryota, Metazoa, Chordata, Actinopteri, Perciformes, Bovichtidae. The coding region runs from base 662 to 2344 and encodes 560 amino acids. The record is from RefSeq and is a predicted model, not a curated record. The transcript is spliced from 5 exons.
UGGAUGGAGCUGCCGCGUCUCUGUCUCCGGCUCAGAGGGGAAAAAAACACGCUUUACUCGCCAGUUUACUCUGCUCAACGUUUCUUAUUCAAACGCAACAACGUGCUGCUGACAUUUUGAGAAGAGUUGUAUCUUUUUUUUUCUCUUCUACGACGUGAAAUCAAGUUUUUGGACGCGAAUAUCGGGAGAGCGAGAGUUUUACGCGUUACAGCGAGGAAGGACUUCGCAUCAGCUGCUUUUGUGGUCUCCCCCAAAUGAAACAUGGGAUAUUUUUUCCACAGGGGGAUUACAACCUGGGCGUUUACGACUUUAAAAUAGGCGGAAUGUUUUUAAGGGUUUUCCUCGAGUCGUAAUAAGGAGCGCCCUCAUUGUCCUGAGCGCACGUUCUCUCCGGAAAACGUGUUCCGCGCUGAAUAAAGUCAACGAGGUAGACUAUUCGAAAGCUCGCAAACCCAAACUGGACUGUGCUGCUGUUUCCCAACCCUGCACGGGAGCCAAACUGCUUCCUGUCAGCUGAAUUUUCUCCGGUAUGCCAUUUCAGUGGAAGUAGCCUUCAAAGUGGAAGAUGGCUUUUCACUUCCCCCAGGUUCCAGCCUAAUCCCCCUCCGUGCCCAAUGGCACAGUGACAAGGACACACUCGGCGUUCUGCAAAAGGUUAAGUAUGACUGCAGCAGCAGGUGUGCUAACAGGCUUGGCUAAGCUAAAACGCCAAGACUCCGCCCGCUCUCAUAACCGGGCCUUACCUACAUCGCCAGGCCUGGGAAACGCCCCCGAAGCUGCCCCCAGAAAGCGGAAGCGACGCACCGAUGUUGUGAUAGUACGCGGUAGGCUCCGCCUCUACUCUGCCUCCGGGUUUUUCCUUGUCCUGGGACUGGUCAUAUUGUCAGUAGGGAUCGGCAUGGCGACGCUGGGUUACUGGCCGCAGAGUAAAACCAUGCCCUCGGCCAGAUCGCCGACAGGAGGAGGAUCUAAGACAGCAACUGCUGGCGGAGCUAAAACAUCUGCCACAGGAGAAGGAAAUGGAGCCAAGAUGGUCGUCACAGACAAGGACAUGGCUAACUCCAGCACAAGCCAUAAUGUGCAAGGUUCGCCCUCCAAGCAGACUGGGGGCGCUCUGACGCGGUUCCUGGAACAGCAUCGUCACUCUGAGCGGAUGAAGAUGUUCGGGCCCUUCACCAUGGGCAUUGGGAUUUUCAUCUUCAUCUGUGCAAAUGCCAUUCUUCAUGAAAACAGAGACAGAGAAACUAAGAUAAUCCACAUGAGAGACAUGUACUCCACCGUCAUUGACAUCCAUCGCCUGAGGCAGAAAGAGCAAAAACAACACCAUCACCGCAACAGCGCCUAUGCAAGAGAAGUUGGGGAUCUUCGAGCCUUCGGAGGUGAUAACGCAGGCCGGUUGGGCAGUAACUCCCUGCUGGCGUUCUCCUCUCGGGCAGGAGGGUCGACAGAAGAGGAAGAGGUGCUGUUAGGGGACGAGGAGUUUCACAGACACGGGGGGCAGGCUAAGUUUGAUUGUAGCUUUGCGGGGCUGCUGGCACCGCUGUACAAGGAUCGCUCCCUCUGCGGCCCGGGGCUCGGGCUGGCUCACUCUGAUUCAGUGCGCCACCAGUGGUCGGUGGACGGAGAUGGGGAGAAGGGAGGACACCAUGCACGCUCUAUUGUCUCCUCCUCUAUCUCCGCAUUUACUCUCCCUGUUAUAAAACUCAACAACUGCGUUAUUGAUGAACCGGAGAUGGAGGCGAUUACUGAGGAAGAGAGAGGAGGCGAGAGGAGAGACAGAGAGAGGUCAAUGCCUCUGAGCUCCAUGGAGUCUCUGGUAGUUCCCGUAGCAUCUGUUGCCAAGGCCUCCAAACCGCCGGGCUUACACCGAAGUAACUCGGCCUCCUCUUACUCUCACUGCUCCUCUGUCUCCUCUUGCUCCCUCUCCCCUGCUCCCUCCUCUACCUCAGGCUGCUGGCUCUCCCCGGGAGCAGCAAGGAGCGACUUUGGCUCCAACUCCUCCUUGCACAUGCUCGGCAGCCACUCCAAAUCUCUGGACCUGGAGCGCGGGCCGAGCAUGCUCAGCGUGCACCCGGAGCAGCGGAAGCACCCCAGCUGGCCCCGCCUCGACCGUAGCAACAGCAGCCGUAGUACCGGUGGCAACCGGGGCAGCAGUAAAGGCUACAUGCGGCUGGAGGACAGGGAAGAGCAAGGGGAGCGGCUGCUGGAUGGGGCUGCAAGGUGUGACUACAGCAAGCGGGACAAGCUGCUCAUGAUAUCGAGAUCGCAUAAUAAUCUGAGUUUUGAGCAUGACGAGUUUAACAGCAGCACGCUGAAGAGGGGCAGCUCUGAGACUCGAUUCUGAAGACACUAAACUUAAAGUUGAAGACAGUUCUGUCCUGUUCUGUAAACUGCUUUUCAGACUGUAUAAGUGUACAGUGCGUUUGUGUCAGGGGGAAGCUGAUGAGUUUAACAGCUGUACCCCCGAGAGCAAACUCAAACGUGGUUUCAAAGACACUUAGCAGCGGACUGGAGAGCAGGGGGUAGGGGGAUCAUCUUGUUCAGAUCAGUCGAAGGUUCAGGCCUUCGACUGACUGCAAGACGCCAGCUGCCUGCGAUACCGGGUCCAGAGGUGCUGUCCUGUAUCUGACCCUGACUUGUGACCUCUGUGGAGAGAGAGGUUCCCUACAGGGAUCAAUAAAAAUAAAUCACAUUACAUCAUC